Anoplophora glabripennis (Asian longhorned beetle) is the source of this 2187-nucleotide messenger RNA. RefSeq lists its product as uncharacterized. Lineage: Eukaryota; Metazoa; Arthropoda; Insecta; Coleoptera; Cerambycidae. Bases 1 to 2187 code for a protein of 728 amino acids. The transcript is spliced from 8 exons. The record is from RefSeq and is a predicted model, not a curated record.
AUGUAUAUUUCAGAGAUAGAAGAGCAGUUGGAAAUGGCUGAGGACCGCUGCAACACCCUGAAAGGUCAACUGGACUACAUGAAACACUUGUACGGCGUCUCAAGGAAGAGCCCUAAGGUUAGGAAAAUAUCCAGCUUGUCGCCGGGAAAAAAGUUGUCAGAUGACAAACAGUCCGAAUCCUCGACCGUAGACGAAGCUAACGAAAAAGAUAGUAGAGCUUACUUGAAAAGGCAGAAUUCUAACGCUAUCGGUACUGACAAUACCGGAGCUGCGGUCAGGACCAUAAAUAACAUACUCAAUGGCAUCACCGAUUCCGUGAAUAGGCUCUCUGAGUUGCACGUCCAAAUAGCCGAAACGCCUAGAAAUAGAAAAGUACGGUCUACCGGAGCCUCACCACACCCCGUAACCGCACUGAACAUAACCUCACAUUCCAACAACGACUUGGUGCUAUCCCAAAAGACCAGGAACAACACUGAUGUAGCAGGGAAUGCCCGAGAUACAACUGAUAUUUCGGCCCCCCCAAGCAGAAAGUCGAAGAUCUUCAGGAGGAAGGGCAGGGAUAAUAAGCUACUAAACAGAAAGCCGUUGUCUUCCCAGCAAUCCAUCAAAAAGAAUAACAGGCUCGAUAAGAAGACCAGAAGCUAUUCUACGAAGACCUCCAUGCUUGAUAAAAGUGCUACUACGAUCAUGAAAAGGAGGGUUCUUAACAGUCUGAGGCCACAAAAUGUUCAAACAGAUACGCCCCAACCUCACAAGCUGGUGGAGAUAUACCAUAACAUCGCGGCGAAGAACAGUGAUUCAGAUGAAGGCAAUCCUCAAAAGUCCAAAACGAAGCGUCUGUCCCCAAGCCGUAUUAGGAGGAACGCAAGCACUCGUACCUCGAAGUUCUUCGAUAACGAAGUGCCUCCCAUUGACAUUCCAGAUAAGAACGAAUCUGCUAUAUACCAGGAAGGCGAGGGGGACGCUCCUGCUCCACCUAUGGAAACCCUCCGCAGCAUGGAAGCCUCCAAUUUGGAGCCACUUCAAGCUCCCAGAACGGAGAUCAGCUGCUACUCUAAGAACUACGAGUUGCCCACCAUAGCUUCGAGGAUGAAACAAGUAGCUAAGAGUUAUCUUAACAGCUUCACUUUUAAGGCUAUUCCAUUUUGUGCGGCGAUUUCUACAAGCCCGAGCCACAACAUCGGCAUAAACAUCCAACAAGUCAUGAACAUUAUCAAAAACAAGCAGCCAAUAAAGGGGAUCUCUCCCACCCUGGCGCAUAACAUUGGUUUGGCAGCUGAGAGACUGAACAGCAGACCUCUAUCUGCCCUCAUCUCUAGCAUACACUCCAAGACGGGAUAUCGGAUUUCGCAAUGUCCGUUGUCGAGGACGUAUUUCAAUUAUCCCCAGCUCCAAGAAAUGGCCAGGGGUAUACCGGAAGAGACUGCGGAGGAAAUCGAGGAAGAGGUCGACUCCCCGGAAAUCAAGACAAUGAUAAUAACCGGCCCUUCUGGCGACAUGGAAGUGAGGAACCGCAACGCCCCCGUGUGGGCGGCCGAUCCGAACAAAUCGGAGCAUUGCACCUGCGUGCCACAGGGUGGGGUACAACUGCAGCAGAUCGUAUCUAAGUAUAAGAGGCCGGUUCCGUUGCAAACCGCUAAAAGUAUGGAGGUUGCUAGUCGAAUAUUGAGAUAUAAUGCCCUAAAUAGGAAAAAACUGCUGCCUAACAAGUCCCAGGAAUCGAGGAAUGGUUUCGCCGCUAUCCAUAGCACUAACACCAUCAAGACCCCAUCACAGGAAGUUCCAGAGAUGAAUCCCUUACACGGCAGAGAAAAGAACUUGAAAGAGGUCCUGACCAACCUUCACGACGAGUUCGAGGCGUUAAAUAAGAAAUACGAAGAACUGUCGGGUAAGGCCAGCGCAGAUGACGAGGAAACUCUGAAGGAACUGGAAAAGAUGGAGGCGGAACUAAGCAAGAAGGAGGAGGAAAUCACCAUGGUUAUGACUCUAUACAAGGAAGUCAUUGCGUUGAAGCAACAAAUAAAAAAUUUGAAGGAGAAAGCCAGCCAAUCUAGUGUGAACGCAAACUCGUCAGACGUUAAAUUUAAGGAAUACAAUAACCCACAAGCUGCUUUCCACCUCACGAAACUGUUGAGGCAGAUACAGCACUACCAGAUGCGCUACAAAAGAGAUUUUAGUGGAGUGUAA